GAGAAACACGAGAAAUGAGAACGUUGUAAAAACGGACAAACUCGUCCUCCUAAUCAUUGAAUAUCCUGCUGGACUAUGCAUUUGAUCCAAUUAGAUGAAAGCGCAGACUUGGUUCAACCGACCUCGAUGACUAUAUAGUUGUUGAACGAACAUUCUUGAAGUGCUUCUCUUUGUGUAAAUAUUUUCCUCAAACCCAUACCACGCUACCUCAUUGUGGCUUAGGACAUCACUCCAUAGAAAGCGUCUUGGGUAUUGUACACAAGCCCUAUAUAGCACGCUUGCAUACACGGCGUUCGUACCAUAGAACAAACACGGACAUUGAUUUUAACAAGAAUUGCGAACAUGGACAGAUGCACACAGGACGACCUCGAGAUUCCGUUGCAUAAGGGUAACGAAACGCCACUCAAACGCAUGCAUCUAGACCAAUUUGCCUACAAACGCCUGACACGCUCAGCCAUGAAACGUAAACGGAUACCCGAACGGGUACUGGGUAGGCCGAAGAUCGGCACAGGCACAUGUGCAGCAGACGUGAAUCUGAGGGGAGAGAACCCCUUUUCCAGUAUAGCCAAAGGGACGCUGGAUGGUAUGUGCCCCGUAGUCAAGCGGCGCAAAAGACCGGUCCGUGGUAGCCACGCCAAGAAAGAACCACCCGUGCACGGGAUAGAGCCCUCAACCAAGCACAGGGCCUCGGCCCUGUCCCCGUCACCGGCCCUGUCCCAGACCUGUCCAAAACGGACCGAGGACAAAUCUCAGACGCAACGGCCCUCCGGCGCAUCCGCCGGGGCGGCCAGAUCGGCGGUAGCUGAUACGGAGGUACGCCCGCAGGCCGGUAUACAAGCGGUAGCCCUAAGCAACCGUACAGACCCACCCAGCCGCGAUUUUGCCCAGUAUUUGGGCUCUAUGCACCCGUUGCGGGUGGUGUUUGUGGGCCACAACCCGUCCGACACGAGCUGGAGACAUUCACAGCCGUACGCGCACAAGUCCAAUCGGUUUUGGAGACUGGUAGGUGAGUCUGGGCUAGUCCCAGUAAACCUGGCCCAACCGCACCACUUUGCCCAACUCCCCGAGGCCGUGGGGGUGGGGUUUGUGGACCUGUAUGUCACUAGUGGUAGCGAUGCAUCUUGUGUCAAAGGGGAUCAGGGCGCCACGCUCAGGUGUGUGCGUUGGUGUAUGUAUUGACUUUGCUAGAUGUGGGAAGGUUUGGAUGUUUGCAUGGAUGUGUUGUAUGGAUGUAGGGAUGUACGUAUUUCUACAUAUGUGCGUACGUUUGUAUAUAUGCGUGUAUGUAGGUAUUUAUACAUUUAUGUGCCUACGUUUGUAUGCAUGUAUGUAUGCAUAUAUGU
This is a messenger RNA of Sphaeroforma arctica JP610, 1343 nucleotides long. RefSeq lists its product as hypothetical. Gene Ontology annotation, molecular function: mismatch base pair DNA N-glycosylase activity. The coding region runs from base 343 to 1179 and encodes 278 amino acids. Gene Ontology annotation, biological process: base-excision repair, AP site formation. The transcript has 2 exons. NCBI's taxonomy places the organism in Eukaryota, Ichthyosporea, Ichthyophonida. The record is from RefSeq and is a predicted model, not a curated record.